Vitis riparia (riverbank grape) is the source of this 2089-nucleotide messenger RNA. RefSeq lists its product as uncharacterized. Gene Ontology annotation, molecular function: zinc ion binding. The transcript is spliced from 9 exons. NCBI's taxonomy places the organism in Eukaryota, Viridiplantae, Streptophyta, Magnoliopsida, Vitales, Vitaceae. The record is from RefSeq and is a predicted model, not a curated record. The coding region runs from base 114 to 1907 and encodes 597 amino acids.
GGGCAUUUUCUUUUUCAAAACUCGCUCCAGUUUCACGGGAAAAAAGAAGCCAGAAAGUUGAUUCGAAGCGCAGAGAGGCGAAUCAGAGAAGGAAAGCACGAGAGGAGAUAGGUAUGCUCGGAGGUAGUACAUUCGCCAAAACAAUAUGCACGAUCUGCUACGAAGAUCUCAAGCCAAUCGUCGAAGACCUCCAAUCCAUCUCCGUCUGCGGCCAUGUCUUCCACGAACUCUGUUUGCAACAGUGGUUCGAGUACUGCGCGAAUAAGAAGAAGAACAGCUGUCCUGUGUGCAAGCAGACUUGUUCUUUAAAUGGUGUUAAUCGGCUUUACUUUCAGUCAAUCGGCGAUGCGAGCGAUCCGACCGUAUCUCAGAAACCGCUUAAUAUCGAGGAAGAUCCAGGGGCAUUACGUAGAGAGGUCAAGAGAUUGGAGGUAAAGGUAGCGGGUCUCACUUCCGUUUGGGAACGGAACCAGAAGGAUCUCAAAGAGCUCAAUGAGGAGCUGUGCCUUUGCAAGGAGCAAUUUAAGGAGGAGGCAGCGCUGAAGAAUGAAACCUUGAAACAGAAAGCGUUCAUUCAACAGUUGCUUUAUUCAAAAUCUCAGGAUCUGGAUAAAUCAAACCUGGAGUGUUCAAGACUGCAGGAGAGAAACAUGGCCUUGGCUAAAGAGCUUGCAGCACUUAAAUUGGUAUCUGAUCUGAGCCUGGAUGAAGAAGGGGUUUUGAAGCUGGCUUCUUUUGGUAAUGAGGCUAAUAACAAGGAUACAAUAGACAUUCUAAAGAGGUCACUGGUCAUUCGUAACAAGAGUUACAAAGAAUUGAUGGCAAAAUGCAAUCUUCUAGGAAGAGGAGAGGCUCGCUCUGUUAGAAAACUUGAGAAGGCUAAAGGGAAGAUACAAAAACUAAAGACAAGGGUUCAAGAGUUGGAGACAGCCAUUGAAGUGAAAGACAAUGAAGUUUUGAGAGCUUUAAUUGCUUCCAAGAAAAGAAUUGAUGAAGAGGCUAAUCUGAAAAGUAUUAAAUGUCAGUUUAGUUCUUCACCAAUCAAUGAUUUUUCACCAGAAGAUUGCAUGGAUCAACCAGCUGUACCCAUAUCUAAAUCAGAUCAGAUUGGGAACUUGAACAAUGGCCUGCUUUCUUCCAAGACAGCAGGAAAUUCGAAUUCCAUCAAAUAUACGAGUGUAAAUUACAGCAAAAGCAAUGUUAAUGUUGUGGCUCUAGAUCAAGAUAUAGAUUCUUACCUUCUAAUAGACGAAGAUGUUUUAGAAAUUUCUGCAGCUAUGCAUGAGCUUCCAGAUCCUUAUUUGAAACCUAAAUCCACCAAGGCUGUGGCUGUUCAGAACUCCAGCAUAUUAGUUCCUGGGGCAGCCUCUGAUAUCAGCAGAAAACCUUUAGCACAAGGACCAGGUAACAGCAUUGGACUUUCAGGUUCAAGGACUAGUACCGAGAAAGAUAUGUAUGAUGCUCCUGUUGCUGCUGAAGACAAGCAUGUAAAGUUACUUGUAGAUGACAUUGAACAACUUCAACCUUUACCUCAGAUAAGAAAAGAGGCUCCUUUUCCAAUUCGAUUUGCCAAACCAGGAGAUAAAUGCUUUGCUCCUGGACUGAUUGGUCCUGAUGGAACACCCAGGUACUUAGGAAAAUGGUGCAAGCGGGACAAGGCCAACGGAUCAAAUCCAUCAUCUGUAGGCAUGCAAGGAUCAAGCACAAGCACUGGUGAUUUGAUUGCUGUUGGAGCUGAUGGGAAAGGUGGUAGAAUCAAAGUUCUGAGAUCUCACAAUCAGCCUUCAGUGGAUAGGAAGGAGACUUCCGCGUGGGCAAAGAGAUGCAAACUUGGAACCAAGACGAAUGGUUUGCAGUCUCAGGGGUGCUUGCAGAUAGAACAUUUUUUCUCAAAAACUGGUCGAUAAUCCAAUGUACAAAGGUCAGCAAUGUAGAGGGCAAUUUUUUUGAAUUUUGUUCCCCUAACAAAACUAUGAUGCUUUCCUUUUUCAUGAUUCUUAUAAUAGCAUCGGGAGCUCAUGAAUAUAAUCUCAAAACAGUCUUUACGAAUGGUUCUUAACAACAGUUCCCAAUCCUUUUUAAGAAUAAA